This is a messenger RNA of Liolophura sinensis, 1715 nucleotides long. RefSeq names its product zinc finger protein 239-like. Gene Ontology annotation, cellular component: nucleus. Bases 211 to 1116 code for a protein of 301 amino acids. The record is from RefSeq and is a predicted model, not a curated record. The transcript has 7 exons. NCBI's taxonomy places the organism in Eukaryota, Metazoa, Mollusca, Polyplacophora, Chitonida, Chitonidae. Gene Ontology annotation, biological process: regulation of transcription by RNA polymerase II; embryo development. Gene Ontology annotation, molecular function: RNA polymerase II transcription regulatory region sequence-specific DNA binding; DNA-binding transcription factor activity, RNA polymerase II-specific.
CACGGCUCAUGAUAGUGUUAUAUAUCAGAAAUUAACACUCUAUUACUUAGAAGCUUAAAUUCCUGUUCCUGGUACAUCGUCAGCAAGUGAUCACGUCUUGCAUUGGAAGAUAUUACUGACAGAACAUAUAGUGUAAUAUUAUCGUGUAUAUACAGCCAGUUGUCUUCAUUGCCUUAUAAGAGGGAAGACAGAUAUUUAUGUUAACAGGGAAUGUUAUUGAAUUUCAUGCUAAUUGGUGAUACAACGAUGAAGUCAGUGUACACGUCUCCAGUUAUAGAAUCCCGUACACAAAGUCCUCCAUGGUCACCAUUUGCUCAGCACUUCACCAAGCCACCCAGCGCAUACGCAGACCCAGCUGCCUUAAGACUUCUGGUGGCACCACUUCCGGCCCAUUUGCAAGUUCCCUCCUUUGUACCCGUCAUGCCAUUUGCAGCUCACCAACAACCCAAUACCACCAUGUUUCCAUGGGCUUACAGAUUUCCACGGAUGCCCGGAUGCUGCGAAAAUUCGUCUCUGUGGCAACCCUUUAAAGAAGAGUCGAAGAAUUGUGCUGGAGAAGCGGAGAGUCUCAAAACACGACCGGAAUCUGGUAGUUUGGUUACCUUAGAGAAACGAGCAUUUAGAGAAAGCACUGUUAGAGUUAAACAAAAGAAGCGCUUUAACUUCGCUCGUUUGGCUGAAGCUGUCAUCAACGAUCAACUGGAAAACCCCAAAAAGUCCACCGGAAGUAUUACAGAGGGCGCCACAAUAAUCAGUCACGUUUUUCCGCUUGGAUCUGUUGAUUUACGGUUUGAUCCCACCCGAAGUGGUUUCCAACCAGUCUCAAGAGUUGCUAGUCACGUCGAUCGACGACCCAUGGAAACUACAAAACGGCGGGGAAGGACAGCCAGCAGGACGAAGAAACAAUACAUCUGUCGGUUUUGUGGUCGUCAUUUUACGAAGUCUUACAACCUGCUGAUUCACGAGAGGACGCACACAGACGAGAGGCCGUACUCCUGUGAGAUUUGUGGGAAAGCCUUCAGGAGACAGGAUCACCUGAGAGAUCACAGAUACAUCCAUUCCAAAGAGAAAACCGUUCAAAUGUGGCGUGUGCGGAAAGGGAUUUUGUCAAGCUAGAACGUUAACAGUUCACAAAGCACAACAUACAAACAACCAGACUUCAAGUCCAGUCAGCGUAAGAACCACAAGAAAACUAUCCCAAGUCAAAGUCGAACCCGUCGACGCCAGCGAGCAGAGUCCCGAAAUUAUGGAAUCGUGAGGAACAAUUGAUAAGUGCUGAUGAUACAAUUUGUGCUCGGAUAGGGUAGUUGCGCAUGCUCGAAAACCAUGCCAGUCUCGUUUCCGGUCGACACUCUACAGGGCAUCAUGCGCAUGACGGAAAAGGCUCAUCUUCCAUUUUCCUUCAGAUUCUGAAUUUCAAAGGGAGGAACGACACUUGACGGAGGCGCUAAGCGAAAAUGGGGAAUGCUUUUCAAGCGCAAAAAAAUGUUAUGCCUGUGAACACUCGGAGACUCUUGGACAGUUUGGCAGUUGGCAAUAAUAGCUUUUGUCAACGUCAAAAACAAUUCUUGCGAAGGCAAGUUUCACUGUGAGAUUGUGAACACCUUUUCAAGCGAGGGCAGUGGGGAAAGUUUUAAAACAUUACAUGUAUGUGUUACAAUCCUAUACAUGUGUCCCCUGUCUUCAUGUCUGAAAUUAAAGGAUAAAAUACAUAU